Molecule: messenger RNA, 240 nt
Organism: Angiostrongylus costaricensis
Lineage: Eukaryota; Metazoa; Nematoda; Chromadorea; Rhabditida; Metastrongylidae
Source: the annotation of a GenBank genome assembly
AUGGAUAAAGUGAUUCAAUCAGACAAUGAUCAUGUUGCGAUUAUGAACGACGGUGCAACCACCUUAAAUCAGAUGAGCCUCGUCCAUCCUACUGCAAAAGUGCUUGUUGAGCUUACAAAAGCUCAGGAUGUUGAGGCAGGUGAUGCAGCAACUAUUGUGAUAGUAAUUGCUGGAGUCCUUCUAAAUGCAGCUCUAACUCUUUUACAGAAGAGAGUUCGUCCUACCACUAUCUCUGAGUGA